This is a messenger RNA of Grus americana (Whooping crane), 999 nucleotides long. Its product is annotated as inositol 1,4,5-trisphosphate receptor-interacting protein-like 1. The coding region runs from base 1 to 999 and encodes 332 amino acids. The transcript has a single exon. Gene Ontology annotation, cellular component: membrane. NCBI's taxonomy places the organism in Eukaryota, Metazoa, Chordata, Aves, Gruiformes, Gruidae. The record is from RefSeq and is a predicted model, not a curated record.
AUGGCUACGGCAAUCGCCCUCCUUCUGGCUGUGCUGGCCGUCCAGCAUGGGCUGAAGCAUGACCACCAGAUAGAUGUGGCCGCGACCGAGAGGAUGCAGCAGCGUGAGGAGUAUCUCCAGCAGGAGAUGACUCGGCUGCUGCAGGAGGUCGAGCAGAGCAGGAGCGCCGAGGGAGCCACGCUCCUUUCCAUCUUGCAGCAGUGGCCGUUGUGGACCGUCGCAGGAGCCCUGGUCCUGCUCGCUGAGGUCUGCUGGCUGGCCAGGGAAAUGAAGCUUGCCUCUGGCAGCUGCAGUGAGGAGGACAGCUCCAGCAGCGAGGAGGAGGACGACGACAAGGAUGAGGGAGACUGCCAUGGCCUCAGGUCUUUGGCUGUGUCCACCCCGUUGCCGAUGCAGGGCCUGCCCGACAUGUGCAAGGUGCUGAAGGAGCUGGUGGGUGACCUCCUCGGUGUCUGCCGCGUGCUCUCCAAGAAGACCUUCAUGCCGCAGAUGCACCCGGCUGUCGGGAUGGACGGCGCCUAUGAAACCUGGCACGUCCAUGAGAACAGCAUUGCCUACCGCCUGCUGGUGUUCCUGCAGCCACCCCCCGGGCACUCUUUCCACCUGGAGCUGGACACCACGGGGCAGCUGCCAGCAAGGCACUCCAGCAUCCAUGUGCUGCUGGAGUGCAUGUGCUCGAGGGAGCGGCUGCUGGGGGAUAUUUUGUGCUUUCUGCACCACCCCAACGACUGGCUGCCGAGGGAUCAGAACUCGUGCCUCCUACGCGCCCUCUGCACACGCUCCUACUUGGACGUGGAGAAAAUCGCCUGCUGGGUCCAACUGCUGGUGAGAUCAGCCUGGCUGCUUUUGCCUCAGUCGCACCACUGCCAGCUGAUGGUGCUGCCUUCCUCCCAGUCCUGCAAGUUCCAGCUGAGAACCACCUCCAGGCUGGACAUCUGCACUGAGAUGAUUUUUGCGGUGCAGCAAGGCAGCUCAGGCGCCUACCUGAGCCUUGAGUAG